AUGGCAUUUGCAUCUAACGAAAAAAAGCCUGAAUGGAAGACGCGCUCGAACUUGUCUGCCAAAGGCUUCUUCUAUGACGACGACAUCUUUACAAAAGCCUUGCCUGACCAUGUCAAGACCCUCCGAGACUCAAUGCUUAACUUCAACGACCAUGGGUUUGACCAAAAGCUUGAUGACAAAAAUAGAAGAAUCCGGGAUCGAGCUAAGGACUGUGUAACGGGCGAUGUCUCUGAGCAAAACUGGAAAAUCUUUUUUGAUAGGAGCUUCUUUACUCCGCUUAUAGAAAGAACCUCUGCCUCGCAUGGCUCACGCAGAGUGACUCCAUAUAAUAAUGGCAAUAACAACAUUGUAGCAGGCUCACAAGUAAUAACAAGUGACUCCGAGGCUCUUUGGGUAACAUUUGAUAUCAAGGGCGGCAAGCUUGGUGACUCAAUGCCCGAUGACUUCCGUAACGCGAGCGCUCCCAAACCGGACUACGCUUUUUAUUUUCCAAUGGAUCAGCUGACGGCCAGAAUUGAUACAUCUCGACUGACUCCUUGUUAUGUGAGUGGAGUUAGUGCUACGCUGGGCAACAUGACUAAGGGAGUUCUGGAGAUUCCAGAAGAAUCAACGUCCCCUUCUGUGGAGUCAUUCUCAUUCUCUGCCUUGAAGGAACUUUACCAGCACGGCUUACGACCCUCUCCUUUUAAUGCUUUCAAGAAGGAAGUGACAGAAAAACACCUGAGAUGCUUUCCAUGGCUUGUUAUCGAGAUGAAGAAGAAACAUACCCGACGCGGGCUGAUCAAUAAGUCGAAAGAAGAGGCUUACUGCCAAGCUGCCAAUGGUAGUGGAUGUGCUGUAAGACUGAACCAGAUCGCUGCGAAGUUUGCUGUGGAACUGCCCGGUCAAGGACAAAUUCCUCCGAUCCCAGCCGUCACUACAGCUGGACCCGAAGUCAAGGUCUGGAUAACGUAUUUUGCCAAAAACUUCAUCGCACAUCGUUCCCACACAAAGAGAGGACAGUAUCUCGAGCCUAUCGAUCAAGGUUAUAUGAUGCAAUGCAUUUGGACUGGAGACAUGACAAACCUAGAGGACGUUAAGAAAUUCCGACUCAUCCUCGGAAAUACUUAUGAUUGGGCAACGCAGGUGUUUAAACCAAUGAUGAACACCUAUAUUCGUCAAUGGAAGUUUUUCUACUCCGAAGAUGGCCGUAGCUUUGCGACUGCAGCAAUGGAACGUGAACAACAGAGAAAGGAGCUGUCGAGAAAGGCACUUCGAUUCGUCUUGGCUACGCUGGGUGAUGAAAAAGACCUCAAUGCUGACGAUGAUUUGCGUCGAGCUGCCAAGCUGAGGCUAGUGGACCUCUGCGAUAGAUUCGUACAAGACACAGACCAAAUUAUUGCGGAAGAACUUGAGCAAUUACAUUUGAAAAACGAUGGUGAUGAGGGCAAUGUGUAA
Molecule: messenger RNA, 1437 nt
Organism: Fusarium graminearum PH-1
Lineage: Eukaryota; Fungi; Ascomycota; Sordariomycetes; Hypocreales; Nectriaceae
Exons: 4
Coding region: 1-1437 (478 amino acids)
Source: RefSeq, a predicted model, not a curated record